AUGACGCAAAACAAUGAUCUUCUUUCUGCCGAGUUAAAUAAGUGGACUAAAGUCAUGCUCGUUGACUAUAUUGUGACGCAAUCUCUGCCUGCUGGUAUGAAAUUGAGUGAAGACAUGUCAGAGUUUUUAAAAGUUUCUACUUCUAACCCUGCAAAGCUUUCGCCUGGAAACUUAGUAAAUGUUGCCAAUAUUCUCCAAUCCGUGGUCGAGGAGCUCAAAUCCGUGGCACUUAUUAACUCUAAGUUACAUAAUAAGCUCAACCGUCUCAAUGCGACAACUAGUGUCUCAUUUCCUAAAUCAAAUGCUCAACCCAUUAAUUUGCCAUUUGUUGUGCACCCUAAAUCGGAUGCGGAUACUCGUUCUACUCAGCCCGCAAACCAAUUGAUUGCCGGUCUAUCUUCGUCCGUAAAGUUAAAAUUCAUUGUUGGUUCUCUAAAAACUCAUCUUCUAAGCUGUCAUCAGUGCCGGUGCGCAAGCAUGUUGAUAUUUUUGUCUCGAGGCUUGAUCCAUGUGUUACAACUGCCCUACUAG
Molecule: messenger RNA, 531 nt
Organism: Macrosiphum euphorbiae (potato aphid)
Lineage: Eukaryota; Metazoa; Arthropoda; Insecta; Hemiptera; Aphididae
Source: the annotation of a GenBank genome assembly